GAUACCCGCUUCUCCCGCACACGAACAACGAUGACUGAGUCUCUUGCUGCCUUUCGCAAUGGAAAGAGCGCGGACCUCCGCAAGCUCGCAGAGGAGCACCUUCAGCACGAUUUGAGCCAGGAUGAGCGAGAUAUCUUGAAACGAGCAGGGAGCAAAGUGUCCACCCACGCUACAAUUGGAACAGCGCUCGGUCUAGGACUAGGUGUAUACUUUGCAUACCGACUUCGCUCGAUGCGUGUAGCCUACUUCAAUGCUUUCAGGGCCAUGGAAAAACCAGUGGAAGUGAAGUUCGGAGACGGUCGCACCCAACCAAUCCCCGACAUCACUGAGAAGCUUUCACCUUCCAGGUGGGGUGAUUCCGCCACUUAUUUCUUCUUCUCCCUGGGAGGUCUCUUUUUAGGCGGCGAAAUUGGUUUUCUCACUGGUUCUGCAUCAGCAUCUCGCACUAUUACCAAUGACCCCAAGGUCAAAGAACGAAUAACGAGGGCAUUCAAAAGCUAUCAAAUUGAUGCUUUGAAACAAGAGAUUCGACGUUUGGAGAAGAAGUCGAGAUUUGAGCAGCUGCUCGGCUAG
Messenger RNA from Periconia digitata, 573 nucleotides. NCBI's taxonomy places the organism in Eukaryota, Fungi, Ascomycota, Dothideomycetes, Pleosporales, Periconiaceae. The record is from the annotation of a GenBank genome assembly.